CAUCUAUAUAAGGUUUAGAGUUUCUUGUUUUAGUUCCAAAUCAAGAAAACCAUAACUCAUCUUGCCUUUGGUUGCCAUGGCAAGGAUCAUGAAAGCACAGCCAUGGGCUGUGAUGGCUGCACUGGUUCUUUUGGCAGCUUUGAAAGUUAAUGGUGAUGAGACCUAUUCGCCGCCUUACGAGUACAAGUCCCCCCCUCCGCCAUAUGUUUACAAAUCACCUCCUCCGCCUCCUUACAAGUAUGAGUCACCACCGCCGCCUCCUUAUAAGUAUGAGUCGCCACCACCGCCUCCUUAUAAGUAUGAGUCACCACCACCGCCGCCUUACAAGUAUAAGUCACCACCACCUCCACCAUACAAGUAUGAGUCACCACCGCCCCCUCCUUACAAGUAUGAGUCACCACCACCACCUCCUUACAAAUAUAAGUCACCACCACCUCCUCCAUACAAGUAUGAAUCACCACCGCCUCCUCCUUACAAGUAUGAGUCACCACCGCCUCCACCAUACAAGUAUGAAUCACCACCGCCUCCUCCUUACAAGUAUGAGUCACCACCGCCACCUCCUUACAAAUAUAAGUCACCACCACCUCCACCAUACAAGUAUGAAUCACCACCCCCUCCUCCUUACAAGUAUGAGUCACCACCACCUCCACCAUACAAGUAUAAGUCACCACCACCUCCGCCAUACAAGUAUGAGUCACCACCGCCACCUCCUUACAAAUAUGAGUCACCACCACCUCCACCAUACAAGUAUGAAUCACCACCACCACCUCCUUACAAAUAUAAGUCACCACCACCUCCACCAUACAAGUAUGAGUCACCACCGCCACCUCCUUACAAAUAUAAGUCACCACCACCUCCGCCAUACAAGUAUGAAUCACCACCGCCUCCUCCUUACAAGUAUGAGUCACCACCACCUCCACCAUACAAGUAUGAGUCACCACCACCACCUCCUUACAAGUAUGAGUCACCACCACCUCCACCAUACAAAUAUGAAUCACCACCACCGCCACCUUACAAGUAUAAAUCACCACCACCCCCUCCUUACAAGUAUGAGUCACCACCCCCUCCACCAUACAAGUAUGAGUCACCACCACCACCUCCUUACAAAUACAAGUCACCACCUCCUCCACCAUACAAGUAUGAGUCACCGCCACCACCUCCUUACAAGUAUGAGUCGCCACCGCCACCACCUUAUGUCUACAAGUCACCACCCCCUCCACCUUACAAAUAUGAGUCACCACCUCCACCUCCUUACCUCUACAAGUCACCACCACCUCCACCUUACAAAUAUGAGUCACCACCACCACCUCCUUACAAGUAUGAGUCGCCACCGCCACCACCUUAUGUCUACAAGUCACCACCCCCUCCACCUUACAAAUACGAGUCACCACCUCCACCUCCUUACCUCUACAAGUCACCACCACCCCCACCUUACAAAUAUGAGUCACCACCACCACCACCUUACAAGUAUGAGUCACCUCCACCUCCUCCUUAUGUCUAUAAAUCACCACCGCCACCUCCUUACAAGUACGAGUCACCACCACCUCCUCCUUAUGUCUACAAGUCACCCCCUCCCCCACCUUACAAGUAUGAGUCACCACCUCCGCCUCCUUACAAAUAUGAGUCACCACCACCUCCAACAUACUACAAGUAAACCAUCACAUAUCACCUCAAAGCAAUGCACCAUUUCUUGUCUGUGUAAGCCAACAUCUUAGACCUCUCUCACCUGAAGAACUCGCAUUCGUGCGACCAUGCGAGGACGAAGAUGGAUGAAUAAGUUAGAAUUAGAUGUUUUAUUUUGUGAUUUCAAUCUUCAUAAAUAAUUCCUCAUUUCUAUUAUUGUACUUUAAUUUGGAUGUCUGUUAAAAUAAGAUGCUUCUCUUAAUGGUGUUUCAUACUAUACAUAUCUCUGAUCCAGCCUUUGUUGCCUGUAAAUUAGAGCGAAAUGAACCUAUUUUGGUCUGUUGGAACAAUCUAGGGAGAAGUAAUUUGAUUAAUUAGUUCCUCUUUAUAGGGGUUACUUAGUUCUUCAUUGCUUCUGAUUAUGUUGUAAUAAAUUGUUUUACAUGCUACAUGGUACAUGUAUUGUCUGAAUA
Ipomoea nil (Japanese morning glory) is the source of this 2096-nucleotide messenger RNA. RefSeq names its product extensin-2. NCBI's taxonomy places the organism in Eukaryota, Viridiplantae, Streptophyta, Magnoliopsida, Solanales, Convolvulaceae. The record is from RefSeq and is a predicted model, not a curated record. The transcript has 2 exons. The coding region runs from base 77 to 1654 and encodes 525 amino acids.